UUACUCUGCUAGCUUCGCGUUCGACGACCGGUUAAGAGCUUUCGCCCACCGCGGACUAGACGUGAUGCGGGCAGGAAGAGAAUUCUAAAUAUUUGGGCUCCAAAAUGGGUCAGGCCUCGCGUUAGCCACCGCUAGCUUAGCGUAUAAUGUAAACAUUUUCUUGACACCCUUUAUGUUGCGCUUUUGCUUGUUUGAAACGUUAAAACCCGGUCGUGCAAACCGCCUUAAUCAGCCAAAUGUGUGUUAAAUGUUAUUUCGUAGCGACUACGAGUACGUGUGUGUGAGGCUGCCUUUGUAUUUGCCUCCAUUGGCACGCAGCCAUUUAAUGGCGAGUCCUUAUUUAGCUAACGUUAGCACCCCAAAGGACGAUGCUCAUUUUUGUUUGUUCGCCGUUCCCGAGUUAGUUAGGUCACCGGCGGCGUGUUUCGCUCCACCGCCUCGCCGUGCGGCCAGCCACUAGCCCCAGCCCGGCGUCCCGGCCGCCGGCGCAAUUAAUUCAGGCAAAUUGGCUUAGCCUCUUCGGCUAGCAUGGCCACCGGAAUUCAUCAAGCGAUUGUCUCGCUUCAUGGCGUCAGGCCUUGAUGAACACCUUUCCACACGCACACGCACACGCACAAGCAUGAGCACGUCGCCAUUUGAACAGUUAUCACUCUACUAUCCUCGUUAAGGUGUAUUUGUACGCUCUUUGUCCUCACUAUUAUGACAAUUCAGCGCACUAGUAAAGUAUGACAUUUCUGCACAUUUGAAGGACAACUGGUAUAUUUUACAAAUGAGACAAAACUGCACUAGUUGACAUCUGUGUGCCGUGCUACUACAGUAGUACUACAAGUGAAGCAUGCAAGCACACAGUUGCAAAGCAGUGCAAUUUUGCCUUACUACUGAGGACCGGGGUCCAAAUCCCGGCCCCGCCUGUGUGGAGUACCCAUGUUCUCCCCGUGCCUGCGUGGGUUUUCUCUGGGUACUCCGGUUUCCGCCCACAUCCCAAAAACAUGCAGGGUAGGUUGAUUGGAGACUCUAAAUUGCCCGUAGGUGUGAAUGUGAGUGCGAUUGGUUGUUUGUUUCUAUGUGCCCUGCGAUUGGCUGGCGACCAGUUCAGGUUGUACCCCCGCCUCUCGCCCGAAGAUAGCUGGGAUAGGCUCCAGCGGACCCGCGACCCCAGUGAGGAUAAGCGGAAAGGAAGAUGAAUGAAUGAAUGAAUGAAUAGUAGCCUAUUAUGUCGAAUGUGUCCUGCUGGACAAAGAGGGUACUAGUACAUGGACCUUAAGAUGGCUAUCAAGGACUUACUUGUAAUGUUUUUUCCACUAUUAGUGCCACUUUUGGCCUUCUAGUAAGCAACUUACUAGUUAGCUACUGUGCACCCUAGUUGUUGGAUAUCCAGCACAAGUAGAAUGACUAAGAUGCACUAGCACAACGACUGAAUCUUACUUGUAAUGUGUUUUCCACGACUAGUGCCAUUUUAGCCUUCUAGUACGACCUUAAGCUGGAUAUCGAAUAAAUGCAUACAUUUAUGGAAAGCGUUUGAGCAUUUAUUCGACACUUUAUGGAAAGCGUUUUUAGCAUUUAUUCGACACCUUGAUAUCCAUCUUAUUGUCCAUGCACUAGUACACUCUUGUCCUCCCUAAUAUGACAAGUUAAAGUACUAGAACGACCAGAGCAGACUAGAAUGACUGCGUCUUUAUUAGUAACGAUUUUCCACGGCUAGUGCCGCUUUUGGGCUAGUAGUACGCAAUUAAAUGUUAGCAAUGCUGCACUAGUAACAAUACUAGGCCCAGUGGAAGGCAGUAGUGGAAACAAUGUUACUACUAGUGCGCCUUAGUUGUUGAAUCAUACCCAAUUUAAGGCCCAUGUACUAGUAAGCGCUUUGUCCUCACUCGUAAAAAAGACAAUUCAUCACAUUAGUAGGAUGACAAUUAUUUCUUAAUGUCCUUUUGUCCGAGUAGUACAACCUUAAACUGGAUCAAGGAUAUCUAAUGCAUGCUCAAAUGACUUCCCAUCAAUAUAGUUUAGCGAAUAGUUCUAUUCUAAAGAAAACUUUACCAUGUUCACUAGACAUUUUGUGUUGUUAUUUUACCGCAUUUUCACAUCAAGAGUUGCCAAAUUCUACAUUGAAGAAGUGCAAGAUUACGUCUUUUUCGAGAACUCCUCCAGUAACCCUUACCUGAUCCGGCGAAUAGAAGAGCUCAACAAGACGGCCAGCGGCAACGUGGAGGCCAAGGUGGUGUGCUUCUACAGGAGGAGGGACAUCUCGCACAGCCUCAUCCAGCUGGCAGACAAACAUGCAAAGGAGCUGGAGGAGGAGAAGGAGAACCCCACAGAGACCGAGCUCACAGACAAACAGAAGCACCAGCUUCGCCACAGAGAACUCUUCCUCUCGCGCCAGUAUGAGAGCUUACCCGCCACGCACAUCAGGGGGAAGUGCAGCGUGGCGUUAUUGAAUGAGACUGAAGCGGUUCUUUCGUACCUCGACAAGGAGGAUACCUUCUUCUACUCGCUGGUUUAUGACCCGACGCAGAAGACCCUGCUGGCCGACAAAGGCGAGAUCCGAGUGGGGCCCCGCUUCCAGGCCGACGUGCCGGAAAUGCUCCUGGAGGCUGGUCAGGGAGACGACAGGGACCAGGCCAAACUGGAGGAGAAACUCUGGGAUCCGGAGUGUCCGCUCACCAACAAACAGAUUGACCAGUUUCUGGUGGUGGCGAGGGCGGUCGGCACCUUCGCCCGCGCGCUAGACUGCAGCAGCUCGGUGCGACAGCCAAGUUUACACAUGAGCGCGGCAGCAGCGUCGCGCGACAUUACACUGUUUCACGCAAUGGACACUCUGCACGCGCACAACUACGACCUGUCGAGCGCACUGAGCGUGCUGGUGCCGGCGGGCGGCCCCGUGCUCUGCCGGGAUGAGAUGGAGGAGUGGAGCGCCUCGGAAGCGGCCAUGUUUGAGGAGGCGCUGGAAAAGUACGGCAAGGACUUCAACGACAUCCGACAAGACUUUCUUCCCUGGAAGUCUCUGACCAGCAUCAUAGAGUACUACUACAUGUGGAAGACCACGGACAGAUACGUGCAACAGAAGAGGCUGAAGGCGGCUGAGGCCGAGAGCAAGCUGAAGCAAGUUUAUAUUCCCACAUAUAAUAAGCCCAACCCCAACCAGAUCUCGCUGACCAAUGGCAAGAUGGCGACCGUGAACGGCGCGGGGCCUGGAGCCUUCCACGCGGCGGGCGGGGGUCGAGCCUGCGAAAGCUGCUAUACCAUGCAGUCGGCCCAGUGGUACUCGUGGGGACCCCCCAACAUGCAGUGCCGCCUGUGCGUCUCCUGCUGGAUGUACUGGAAGAAGUACGGCGGCCUGAAGAUGCCUAGCCGAGCCGAGGUGCCCGAGGAGAGGACCUCCCCCAGCCCGGCCGCCAACGAGCCCCGGUCGCGGAGUCACGCCCCGCGCCAGUCCAACCACAUUCCCAUGCGCAACAGCGGCAGCCCCAAGUCGUCCAUGAAGACCAAGCAGGCCUUCCUGCUGCAGGCCACCCGCCUCACCAAGCUGGCGCGCCACAUGUGCCGCGACGUCAUCAGGCUGCGCCGCGCCGCGCGCCGCCCAUUUGUCCCCAUUAACUGCGGCGCCAUAAAGGCAGAGUAUGUCUCGAGGGUGUCUGAAGGUCACGGAACCCGCCUCCCCAAAAUCCGAGCGGCGCAGCGCAGCACUCUGACCAGCGUAGUGCAGUUUCUAGAGUCCCGUCCGGCAUCCCAGGCCCCCCGUUCCCACCGCACGGCCGGCCUGCAGACGCCGCCGCCGCGACGCCUCCUGUCCUCACUGCCGCACGGGCCCCACGGCAUGCUGGGAAAGCGCAGCUUCCACCACCACAGCAGAGGAGCGGAGCCAGACAGGCGCUCGGAGAAUCCCGGAACCACAGGUGGCGCUCUACUGCACAAUGGCCGCAGCAGCAGUGGCGGAAGCACCCGCGGAGGCGUGAUGAUCCGAAAGAGGCGCCCCAACUGGAUCGACGCCCCAGAUGACAGCUUCUUCCUCGUCACCCGGGAGACCAGGAGGGCGAGGCGGCUGCUGUCGCGCUCGCAGCUCCGGCGCGCUUGUCGGCAGCCCUGCGAGCAGAUCACCCUGCGGCGGGCCUCCCAGGCGCCCCCGCCGCAGGGGUUGGUCCUGGGGCCGCCGCACCCGCACCCCAGCCUGAGGAUGCGAGGCCCCAUCGUCAUCCACGACUGAUGGACACGUUCUCCUCCCUUCUUUUUCUCUUUUUCUCGUCAGACCCGUAUAGUCCUCGAUAGCCGUGAGCCGCCAUGCAACACAAAUACACACCUGCCCCCUUUUUGUUUCUUAUUUAGAUCCAUCCUGCCAAUUUAUUAGGUACUCCUUAAUUGGAAGUAAACGUAUGCUUCGUUCAGGAGGUGCGUCAGCCUCGACACUGCAGGGAUGUGGAACCUACGGAAUGGUGGGCCAGCAUACAGUCCCCCAGAGAAAUGAAUGUGGUUCUAAAACAAAAAACCCAAAUAAUAUAAUGUACAGAUAUUGCCCUGUGAUUGAAUUUUAAAAAAUGGAACAAAUUGAAAACAUAAAUGCUCACAAAAUACAGUAUUAUAGUUUGUUGCAUCAUUUUUUUUUAAAAUACAUUUCCUAAGACUUAAUAAAAGCUGAAAAAGGUUCCCUACCCCUGAAUGAAUAAACAGGAAUUGGAAUCUCAUCAUUCAAAUUUGCAAUUUGGAAAUAUAAAUUAGUUGUUUUAAGGAAUAAAUAAUGCAGUAUGAUUCAACAGCGUGGCGCAAAAACACAAUUAAUCAAGUUUACCAGAUAAACGGUCGAGUGACUUAAUAAAUCAAUGCGUGUGUGUGUGUGUGUGUGUGUGUGUUGUCAAGAUGAGACGAAUGCAGUUAUUUAUUUUUUUUUUAAUGAAUGGACAUAUGAACGUUUUGUGUUGAGUGUGACUCGUGAUGUAGGUUUGUAUAAUUUUUUUUUAGGGUGAGGAAGAGGGCUAAAAAGAGUUAUUAAAUGGGUUGACUUAUUUGUUAUCAAUCAAUUAAAUCUCCAUCCAAUGUCAAAUAUAAGUCCAAUCCUCAGGCAAGUUGUAUUUAAAUAGUAUGUAACGUAGGACAAAAUGACCACUGCAUCAUUAGCAUUAGCCAACGUAGACGAGGCAAAUGUCCAACGCUUACGUUUCAAAAUAAAAUUAGAAAAAAAAUGCACUUUUAAAAAAACAAAUUCACAUAGAUUUUGGUUAGUUAUUUUUUUAAAUCCCAAAGUUUGGGAGAAAGGCAUCAAUAAAAAGGAAUGAUACAAGCUUGGCACACAAAGGUAUUCACAUUAAAUAAGUGAAGCGCUGUGAAUAAUGCAUCUGGAAAGUAUUCACAGUGCUUCACUUUUGACCACAUUUGUUCCCUUACAAAUUUGGCCUUGCGCAUAUUCUCCAAGUCGACUUGAGCACAUUUCCUUACGCUCUUCAGAGGCUGUAGUAAGUCAAGCGCCCGGGAAUGUGAAACAUCGUAUUGCACUUGAUGUUUGGAUGCAAUUACAAUAUACCCCACACAUACUAAUAAUAUUCUGAAAGAGACUUCUAUUGGAUUUAUUUCAUACAAAAUAAAAAAAGGAUACAUGAAUAUUCAUUCACAGUUUACGCAUGGUGGGUGAGAAGCUCGAACGGGAGAACACGCGUAGAUGGAAAGUUUGCCAAUCCAGGCGUGUAAAAAAGGACUUUCCUGUGAGCAGGAGAAUAGGUCUAUUAGAUAUUCAUUCAAAAAGUAAAGCGCUGUCAAUUGAGUGCAUUGGGAAAUUAUUCAGUCCGCCUUAAUCCAAAAUUGACUACUGACUCAAGUCGUUUUAGAUAGGAUGCCCCACACUUGGCGCACAUAUCUUUGGUCAGUUUUUCCCAUUUCUGUCUUUUUUUUUUAUAUAUAUAUAAAUUUGCAAACAUCUGCAAAAAAAAAAAAAAAAAAACUAAGCGUUUAAUUGCUAACAGCCCUGGAACGCUGGCCUCGGCCUGCAACUCUUAUUGUUUAUAAUUAUGGUUUUUUUUUUAUGAGGGAAAAAAUAAAAUCAGGCAUGAGUUUCAGGUGAAACUCUGAUUUCUUCAUUGGGAAUGUUUGUGUUUUCUUGUAUGUAUGUCACGUGUUGAAUUCUGAAUAUGCUGAUGAUGCUCAUAAUAAAACUCCUUCAUCCUC
This is a messenger RNA of Phyllopteryx taeniolatus (common seadragon), 6147 nucleotides long. It is a transcript of the gene mta3, whose product is annotated as metastasis associated 1 family, member 3. Gene Ontology annotation, cellular component: NuRD complex; nucleoplasm. Gene Ontology annotation, biological process: negative regulation of transcription by RNA polymerase II. The transcript is spliced from 19 exons. The record is from RefSeq and is a predicted model, not a curated record. The coding region runs from base 2039 to 4201 and encodes 720 amino acids. NCBI's taxonomy places the organism in Eukaryota, Metazoa, Chordata, Actinopteri, Syngnathiformes, Syngnathidae. Gene Ontology annotation, molecular function: transcription coactivator activity; histone deacetylase binding; transcription corepressor activity.